GAGAGCUAGCUAUUGGUAUACAUCAGAGCUUAUAAUUUGUUGUAGUGGGUGAAUUUACUGAGUUGCACAGGAAAUGGAGAAGCAAUUCGCUGGUAUGAUUUUAUUUGUUUUAGCAGUGGCUCACACCUCUCUUUGUUUAGAGGAGAGAUCUGAUUUGCCAGCAUUGGUAGACGGUCUUUCCUGGACGUUUUACAACGAGAGCUGCCCCAAACUGGAAUCCAUUGUUAAAGCAACACUUCAGUCCUUGCUUAAAGACGACACUACUAAGGCGCCUGCUUUGUUAAGACUGCUUUUUCACGACUGCUUUGUGCAGGGGUGCGAUGGGUCUAUCUUGCUAAAUGGAACGGGCAGUGAGCUGGAAGACACCCCAAACUUGACAAUAAGAAAGGAGGCAUUGGAGAUUAUUCAGCUAAUAAAAGAUGCAGUUGAAGCCGAUUGCCCUGAAGUUGUCUCCUGUGCGGACAUCUUAGCAUUAGCAGGCACUUACGCAGUUUACAUGGCAGGAGGGCCAGAAUUUGCAGUACCACUUGGCAGGAGAGACAGUCUUACAUUCGCUAAUGAAAGUGUAACGGUGGACAAUCUACCUGCCCCAACAUCAAAUGUGUCAGUGUUGAUGUCUCUCUUUAGCGAAAAAGGAUUCACUGAUUUCGCUGAUCUUGUGGCUCUCUCAGGGGGUCAUACAUUUGGUAUCUCCCAUUGCUCGUCCUUCAUUGACAGACUUUACCCAACACAAGAUUCCACUCUGAAUGAAAGUUUUGCAGAGGAACUUUAUCUCACGUGCCCCUCUUCAACGGCGGUCAACACCACUGAUCUGGACAUUCGCACUCCAAAUGCAUUCGACAACAAGUAUUAUGUCGAUCUACAGAAUAAUGAAGGGCUCUUAACAUCUGACCAGAAUCUAUAUACCGAUUCGCGCACUAAGCAUCUGGUGAAACUAUUUGCAAAGAAUCAGAGCUCCUUUUAUAAGAGAUUUUUGUCUACCAUGGUGAAGAUGGUUCAGCUUGAUGUGCUGACGGGAAGAGAAGGGGAGAUUCGAAAGGUGUGCUCAGCAGUGAAUCCUACAUCGACUACAACUUACAUUGUGCAUGAACAGCGUCGAUCUUCGUCAAUAUGAUUGGGUAUUCCCACUGAAUAACACC
Cryptomeria japonica (Japanese cedar) is the source of this 1139-nucleotide messenger RNA. RefSeq names its product peroxidase 12-like. Bases 74 to 1114 code for a protein of 346 amino acids. The record is from RefSeq and is a predicted model, not a curated record. Gene Ontology annotation, biological process: response to oxidative stress; hydrogen peroxide catabolic process. NCBI's taxonomy places the organism in Eukaryota, Viridiplantae, Streptophyta, Pinopsida, Cupressales, Cupressaceae. The transcript has 4 exons. Gene Ontology annotation, molecular function: heme binding; peroxidase activity.